Prunus armeniaca (apricot) is the source of this 2751-nucleotide messenger RNA. The record is from the annotation of a GenBank genome assembly. NCBI's taxonomy places the organism in Eukaryota, Viridiplantae, Streptophyta, Magnoliopsida, Rosales, Rosaceae.
AUGUCAGAUACACUUGCUGAAAUAGGCCAAAGACUUGAACGGUUAAAGAGCAACACUUUUGAGAAUUCUGUAUCAGCUAGUGCCCAGACUAGCCGUAUAGAAGAGGACAAUAGUUCUUCUAGCCCAACGAGUGUAGAUUCUUUCGAUAACUCUAACUCUGACGGAGAAGAAGAGAUGGCUGGCAAUAACGAUGACAACCGAGCUUUGGAAGAUUAUGCUCAACCGGUUAUACCAAAUUCACCUUCGUGCAUCUUGCUGCCUACUGAAGCUAGAAAUUAUGAACUCAAAUCUUCACAUUUUCACAUGCUUCCUUCUUUUUAUGGUUUACCUAACGAAGAUCCAUUAUCCCAUAUUAAGGAAUUCUACAAUGUUGUGAGUGGUUUACCUUUGCAGGGAGUGAGUGAAGCAAAUCUGAGGAUGAGGGUUUUUCCUUAUACAUUGAAAGAUAGAGCAAAGAAUUGGCUAAAUGACUUUAGCACCUGCAGGUGGAGCUUUGAAGAAGAAAAUGCGCAAGAGUCAUAUAACAUUUAUGAGAUGUUGGGAUCUAAUGCUCAACACAAAGAUACAAGAGGUAAACGAGUUGGAAUGUAUGAAAUGAGUUCUAAUAAUGAUCUUGCUUUGCAGGUGGCUAGUUUGGAAAAGAAGCUCGAUUCUGUGCUCAAUAUGGCGCCUAAGAUAGCUGAGGUGUGUGCCAUUUGCAACAUACCAGGUCAUCCUACUUAUCAAUGCUCAGCUAGUGAGGCUUAUCCCGAAUUCGUUCAAGAGCAAGUGAAUCUCAUGAAUUCUUACAAUCAGAGGCCGAGGAAUGACCCGUUCUCUAAUACAUAUAACCCUGGUUGGAGAGAUCAUCCCAAUCUCUCAUGGAAGAAUAACAAUCAAUUUCAAAAUUUCCAACCAAAGCCUGCCACUACGCUUGAAGAUACUGUCAAAAUGCUAGCUCAAAACACCGUUCAAUUCCAGCAAACUACCAAUAGUACUCUCCAACAACAUUCAGCUGCUCUAACCAAAAUGGAGACACAAUUAGGUCAGAUUGCUGAUGCUUUGAGUCAAAGAGAACCCGGGAAAUUUCCAAGCCAACCGGUGAUACUUCAAAGGAACCAAGAGCAGGCCAAAGCGGUCAUAACACUUAGAAGUGGUAAGGUUAUUAAUAAUGGAGUUGGCAAUGAAGUUACUAAUGAAUCUGAUCAUGUGAAUGCAGGCCCCACUCAAGAAGAGAAUGAGAAACCGAAUGAAGAUCCAAGCAAUGCCACUUCUUCGUAUGAAGCUCCAAAUUUUCACAAGGCUGAAAAACCUUACACUCCUCCAAUCCCAUUUCCUGGAAGACUUGCCAAAAGCAAGCAGGAGAAGUCAUUUAAAGAAAUUUUUGAUAUUUUAAGUAAAGUGAAUGUUAAUUUACCUUUGCUUGAUGUCAUUAGGAAUAUGCCAGCAUAUGGGAAAUUUUUCAAGGAGCUAAACACUUAUAAGAGGAAGUAUGGACCUAAUGAAAAGGUGAUGGUGUCUGAAAAUGUGAGUGCUGUGCUUCAAAGAAAGCUCCCACCAAAACUCAAGGAUCCGGGCAGUUUUUCUAUCAAUAUCACCAUUGGAGACAAGCUAGUUGAAAAGGCUAUGCUUGACUUGGGGGCGAGCAUCAAUUUAAUGCCCUAUUCAGUGUACCUUCAAUUAGGUUUGGGGGGUUUGAAGGCAACAACUAUUUCAUUGCAACUUGCCGAUCGAUCAGUGAAAUAUCCAAGAGGUAUAGUGGAAGAUAUCUUAGUUCAAGUUGACAAACUAAUUUUGCCUGCUGAUUUUGUAGUGUUGGACAUGGAAGAGGCUCCUAUACAUGAUCGUGAGUUACCUAUUUUGCUUGGGAGACCCUUUAUGGCCACGGCAAAGACUAUCAUAGAUGUGCAAAAUGGUCUCCUCACCAUGACUGUGCUAGGAGAAACUGUACAAUUCAAAGUGUUUGAAUCUCUUUCUCACCCUUCUAGUUCACUUGAUUGUUGUUCGAUUGAUGUGCUUGAUUCACUUGUUUUCUCUAAGUUUUUGCUGGCACAAUCCAAUGAUCCAUUACAAUAUGUUUUGAGUCAAUCUCAAGAUGACUUUGAUGAAGAAGUGCUCAUGGAGAUGGUGGCAGCCUUGGAAGCAUUAAAACCAUAUCCCUCCACUUUUUCACCUCUUAUAGAGCCAUUAGGACCAUCUGCCACACAUCUGACCCCUUCUGUUGUUAAACCUCCAAAACUUGAGCUUAAACCACUUCCAUCACAUCUAAAAUAUGCUUACCUAGCUGAGUUUGAAACUCUCCCAGUUAUCAUAGCAUCUGACCUCACCCCUUUGGAAGAAGAGAAGCUAAUUAGGGUGCUAAAAGAGUUCAAAUCAGCCAUUGGUUGGUCUAUUGCAGAUAUCAAGGGAAUAAGCCCUACCAUGUGCAUGCAUCGAAUUUUAUUGGAGGAAGGAGCGAAACCAACUCGAGAACCACAAAGAAGGCUCAAUCCACACAUGAAGGAAGUAGUGAGAGCUGAAGGGUUGAAGUUGCUAGAUGUGGGUAUCAUAUACCCGAUUUCAGAUAGCAAAUGGGUCAGCGCUGUUCACGUAGUGCCUAAGAGGAUUGGAAUCACAGUGGUUAUAAUCAAAUUGCGAUUGCUCCAGAAGAUCAAGAGAAGACUACAUUCACCUGUCCUUUUGGCACUUUUGCAUAUAGGAGGAUGCCGUUUGGCCUUUGCAAUGCCCCAGCAACAUUCCAACGAUGUAUGCUGGCAAUCUUUUCAGAUAUGA